GGCUUGUGUGAUUUCCGUGAUAUUUCACUGGGAUUUUAUCAAACACAAGUCACAGGAUCUGAAAUCCGAGACAAAGGGACAGCGUUUUCGGGCAGCUCGCUCCCCGGGUUCUGGCCGUAGACGGACAGAGGAGCCUCUCAAAGCAGUCAGACGGUCAUCAGAACCUUCUCUGGCCAAGAGGAGGACUUUGAUAUGACUGCCAAGUGUUUGCUUUGCUGUCUGGCUCUAAUCUCAGCGAGUUUUCUUGUGGCCUAUGCACACAUCCUAAUCGAAGAGAAGAGCACCACAAAUGAGAGUUCCUCCCGUGAAGUGAAGGCUUACUCUGAACCUCCCCCAAUCCUGAUCGUAGAGUUGCCAAAAUCAGUACGGAGGAAUAAAAAAGAUGCUGAGAAGAAGCAAAGAAAGAAUAAGUUCGGCGGCAGAAGCAAGCGACCCCCACCGCCGGCUAACUGCGUCCCUCUGUGGGGAAGUUGCAAAUCGCCCAACACAGCCUGCUGCGAACACUGCGCUUUCUGUCAAUGUCGUCUUUUCAAAACCGUGUGUUACUGUCGCAUGGGGAAUCCGAGGUGUUGAAGACCCGACAACAUAUCCCAUUGCCAACUUUUUUGCCUACGAGGAUGCAAUCGAUUCGACGUUUUUAAUCACACUCAAGUAGGCUAUUGUGUUUGAUAGGCUACCAUUUUUAUUUUUUUCAAGUGAUGGAUUUUUUCAAUUAUAAAGUGCAAGUGGUCUGUUUUUUCCCCACAAACGACCACAUAGGCCACACCCCUCUUUUCGGAUCAUAGCAUAACGUGGGCUACGCAUUGUACAUUAUGGGUAAGCUUAAUUAUUGUAGGCGAGGGUAGGCCUAUAGCCUAUCCUUAUUGAUAGGCCUACCAUUUUAGAACCAUGCGCGCCUAAGAGAUUGUUUCUUAUGAUUGAGUUUUAU
This is a messenger RNA of Conger conger (European conger), 928 nucleotides long. It is a transcript of the gene asip1, whose product is annotated as agouti signaling protein 1. The transcript has 5 exons. Gene Ontology annotation, cellular component: extracellular region. Gene Ontology annotation, molecular function: neuropeptide hormone activity; melanocortin receptor binding. NCBI's taxonomy places the organism in Eukaryota, Metazoa, Chordata, Actinopteri, Anguilliformes, Congridae. The record is from RefSeq and is a predicted model, not a curated record. The coding region runs from base 193 to 573 and encodes 126 amino acids. Gene Ontology annotation, biological process: positive regulation of melanin biosynthetic process; melanosome organization; hormone-mediated signaling pathway.